This is a messenger RNA of Haliotis rufescens (red abalone), 3256 nucleotides long. Its product is annotated as spermatogenesis-associated protein 7-like. The transcript has 10 exons. The coding region runs from base 210 to 2594 and encodes 794 amino acids. The record is from RefSeq and is a predicted model, not a curated record. Gene Ontology annotation, biological process: microtubule cytoskeleton organization. Gene Ontology annotation, cellular component: axoneme; ciliary basal body. Lineage: Eukaryota; Metazoa; Mollusca; Gastropoda; Lepetellida; Haliotidae.
UAACAAGGGACGUAACUCUCGUUUUAACCCGAUAGGGGUCGCAAGCGACAGUUUAUAGUUACCAAAAUGGCGGACGAGUCUGGGCUGGAAUUUCUGUAUUGAUUUUAGAAUGUUUUGCUUAUUGCAUUAUGUAGAAAGCGUCAGAUCACUCGGGUAUUUUUACCCUGAAGGCACCCUCAUAUAACGGAGCUCCUUAGAGCAGAAAAAACAUGGCUGGAAGUUUAAAAGGGAGUCUUGGGCUGAAAAGUGGCCCAUUAGCCCCAACAUCUGCCAAACUGACUACACAGUAUCUAGUUCUGGAUCACAUGAACAACCAUUACCGCAAGAUAAAUAAAGCUAAACCCGCCAUUGAUAACCGUCCGCCCAAAUCUAUAGCACAGAGUCAGAAAGUUCGAGAAAGGAAAGAACGUGAUCACAUCAAGAAACAUGGAACGAGUCGGCCAACUUCUCGUAUGUCUGUGCGGCCAGUGUCAAGGAAUGAUGUUGAUGCUGAGUAUUAUGAUGAGGCAGAGUGGGAUGAUCCCGAGGAUGAUGAUGAGAGACUGGUGUAUGACAUCAUGAGAACAACCCUGAGAGAAAACUACCCUGCGAGUGCCGACGCCACGUACGGGUCAGGCCAACGACCCCGUGGACAGUCCCCUGGCGGCUUUAACAAGACCAUCAGAUACCAGGACCAGGUUCAAGCCAAUGAUCUACAGACCUACUACAGACCAGAGAAACGCCCUUCCUCUGUGAGAUCCACCCACUCCAUGCUGAGCAAUGGAUCUCGAACCAGUCUCAUGGGCAAUCCCAAGAAGGCCACAGAUGGAGAUCUCUUACAAAAACGCUCCCAUGUAUUCACAGAGCCUGAGAAACCUUUCACCCCACGAACUCUCAAAUCGAACCGCCAGUCUCGUCUGAGCGAGUACAAGUAUUACAAUCCGCCCCCAAAGAAGCCAAGUCAUAGACAUGACGACAUGGAGCAAACCGGCAGACAGGCUAUGCAGAUGACAGAGAGGGAGUGUCGCCCCAAGCCCAAGCCCCGGGGCACAGGUACCCUGAACAGGACGGGGACACAGACAUUGUCAGAGAGCCAGCUGAUGUACGAGACGCUACAGAGUCGAGACUUCAACCGCCACCAAGGGGAGAAGGAUGGGGUGCCGAAGCUGGACAUAUCGGUGGACAAGGAUCACAUGAAUUGGCUCCAGGAACAAGCUAGCAAGGCACAGAUCCGGAUGAACAAUGGGAUGAAGACUCCGAUGGAUCAGAUUGAUGAAACUGAACAGCCUCCUGUUAAUGGCGCUAUGCGAACAUCAUCUGGCAGUGCUAGACUUACUAAGUCGUUUGGCACUAAGUCUUUGAACAGGCAGAGAAUGAGUGAAGCGGAAGACGAACAACAGUAUGUGCUGUUUGCUAAACAGGUCACAGAGGAGGUUCUGAACAGGGGUAUCUACACUGACAGGGUAUUGAAGAAGGUGUUUGACAGGCAUGUAGAGAAACACAAAGGAAAGCUAAAGAUUUCUCGAAUGCGGGCUAUCCUGGACAAACUACGCACAGAUUUUGGCAUAUCUGAUAGUCCUGAACCCUUCGAGGAGGAAGAUGAGUGUGAGAGGACUGUGAACAUGUUAGAGCCAGACCCAGAAGUGAGAGCAGCCCGACUUGCCAGGCAGGAUAAACCUGCUGAGGAUAUAGAUGGCACUCAUUCUUCAACAAACACAUUGAACUUUGACAGUACUGGAGAGGCAUUCAGUACUGUGAGGUCCCACCACAGGAGAGGGUCACAAGCUAGUGAAGCAAGAUCUGACAUUGCCGACAGAAGGUCAUUGGUCAGUGAAUCAAGGUCAACUAUCGGGGACAGAAGGUCAGAAACAAGACCCCAGCUUGGGGACACAAGAUCGGAGAUGAGUGAUAGAAGGUCACUGGCCAGUGCGUCAAGGUCAACUAUUGGGGAGAAAAGGUCAGAGUUUGGAGAAACUAGAUACCAGUUGGGUGAAGUAAGAUCAGAAGUGAGUGACUUGAAAUCUGAAGGGAAACAGUCGGAUGUGGGUUUGGGUGAGACUGAUGAGAUGACGGCCACCCAGGUGCUGGAGCGAUACGAGAAGACAAUGACCACCCAUGACAAUGAAGGAGCAAGUAGAUCUGUCAGUGAGGUGGAUGUGAGUGACAGGAUGUCAUCAAGAGGGGAGCAGAUUAAUGGGGUCACAUCGCCAGGCGAGAUGCAGUCAGAACCGGAUUCCUCACUUGUAUCAUCGCCAUCUCACUCCACCAAAGCCCCGGUACCCGCUCGACGUCGCCGCACGCCCCGACAAGAGGAGAAACGCCUGCCAGAGCUCCACAAGGCUGAGGUUAUAAAGGUUGCAAGUCAAGGUGAAGAAGGGCAGAUAACUGUGGAUGUGACAGAAGCAAUAAAGGCUAAUGCCAAUACAGGCCUUCUCAUAAAGAAUGAAGAAUCCAUUACCGUCAACAAUUCCUUUAAAGCCAAGCUGGAUGACAAAACCCCUGGGAAUGCUGAAGUGGCGGAAGACGAUGAUGAUGAUUAUGAAGAUGAUUAUGAUGCUGAUGAUGAUGAUGGUCAGGGGGGUACAACACACAGAACAUCGGAUGAAGAUUUUUAGACUGACAGUUCAAGCAAUAGUUGAAUUGAUAUAUAGACCAUAGAUCCCCAUGUAGUAUUUUAGUAUAUUACAACUGCUAUGCCCUGACUGUGAUAAAUGAACCCUUUGCCUUAUGUGUGCUGUAUUUGGACACAGUCACAUUGUUAGAUAUAUCUUUUGUGCAGAUUAUAUUAUACCAGAUUUGUUAUUCUUCAGAGAAUAUUCUCAGUGAUAUACAUUGUAUGUUUUAAGCUGUCAUUGUUGGUACUCUGUUUUAUUCUAAGGCUUUAAAAACAAAUAAUUUUGGUUCUCAUGCAACGGCAAGUCAGUAUCACAGUCUGUUCCCAAAACUUUUGAGUCUACUGGCUGCCCAUGUCACUUGACAUUAUUUACAUUAGAUCUUAGUGAAAAUAUAUGGAGUUUUAUUAGCAAAGCUUACUAGACUAAAAGAAAUUUUACUUGACUAGGGCCAAGGACUUGUGGCUGAAGUCAUAUAGUGAUAUAUUUUGUAUUAACAUAAGACAAAAAGUACAAGUUCUAACCCUUUUCACCGCCGGAUCAGAGGGGGAUGGGGGUUGCGCAUUAUCCUUUUGUCAGGCACCUUACGUCUGCCUGUGUGAGACCCUUCCUGACUUCGGUAGUGUCACUUUUCAAUACCCUGAAUGGCGGCAGGGGUGGCCCAG